Molecule: messenger RNA, 4505 nt
Organism: Lepidothrix coronata (blue-crowned manakin)
Lineage: Eukaryota; Metazoa; Chordata; Aves; Passeriformes; Pipridae
Product: mucin-12-like
Exons: 11
Coding region: 1-2571 (856 amino acids)
Molecular function (GO): protein binding
Source: RefSeq, a predicted model, not a curated record
AUGACACACAGCCCAGCUACCCCCAGGACAGUGGCUUCCACCUCUGGCACCCCUCCUGCCUCAGAUACCACCGAGGCCAGCCUUUCAUCCACCCUGGGCGGCAACACGGAGACAUCGGCAGCUCAGCACACCUCCACACCCCUCACACAGGGACAGGCCAUGCUGGAGGCAGGGACCACUCCAUCUUCCAUGGGGAGUCCCUUGUCUCCCACACCCACGGCCUCCAUAGGCAACAGUGCCACGACUCCUCCUGGAGAAGGGGAAAGUCCCACCAUCAACCAGGGGAGUGGAAUGACAAAUGAUCCCAGUGCUGAGACCUCCCAUUCCCUCCCUGGUACAUCCUUGGCGACCCCAUCCACGCCGAACCUUAAAAUGUCGACGUCUGUCAAUCCUUCUGUUACUGGAACUUGCUUCAACAUGCUGGAGGGAAGGGAUGGCAUCCAGAGGGACCUGGACAGGCUUCAGAGCUCGGCCUGUGUGAACCUCAUGAAGUCCAGCAAGGCCAAGUGCACGAUCCUGCGUAUGGCUUGGAGCAAUCCUAAGCACUACAGGCUGGCUCCUAUCACUCUGUCCAUCCAGCUGGAGAACGUGACCAGCACAGUGAUACAGUUCAGCUGGAAACCUCAAGGUGGCAGAGGAGACAGUCCUUACACAGUGCUUCUACGGGGAAAAUCAGGAGAGAUGGAGAGGAGAAUCCUAAAUGAAACAAGUACUGCAUUUGAAAAUUUGCUUUCUGGUCAGCAAUACCAAAUAUCCGUGGAUGUUUCAACUUGCUCUGAGAAUGUCAGCGCCUCCUUGACUGUUCAGACAGCUGCUGAAGUCUACAGUGGAACCACUAGGAUUAUCAAUGAAGAGUUCAAGCCUGAAUAUCAGAACAAAUCAAGUAGAGAAUUUCAGGAGUUUGAAACUAAGUUCAUUACAGAGAUAACAAAACAUCUGCCGCAGAAGAUACAAGAAUUAAAAAACGGAACAAAAAUGUGCAUUGUAAUUAAUAGCAUCGAGAAUGGCAGUGUGAUUGUGCUCUAUGACAUUGUGUUGGAUGAAGGACAAAAUAUAACAGAACCAGAGAUUUCAGAUGCUUUUACAGAGGCCCUUAACAAGAGUACAGAAUUUGAAGUCGACCCUCAAAUGACUGUCAUAGAAGACCCUUCACAAAAUGAAACAACUGGAGUUACAGCAGUGACAACUACAAUCUUUCCACAAAAUGAUACAACUGGAUCGACAGAACAGACAACUCCAGACCCUUCACAAAAUGAAACAACUGGAGUUACAGCACUGACAACUACAAUCUCUCCAGCAAAUGAUACAACUGGAUUAACAGAACUCACAACUCCAGUCCCUCCACAAAAUGAAACAACUGGAGUUACAGCACUGACAACUACAAUCUCUCUAGCAAAUGAUACAACUGGAUUAACAGAACUCACAACUACAAUCCCUCCACAAAAUGAAACAACUGCAGUUACAGCACUGACACCUACAAUCUUUCCACAAAAUGAUACAACUGGAUUAACAGAAAUCACAUCUACAAUCCCUCCAGCAAAUGAUACAACUGGAUUAACAGAACUCACAACUCCAGUCCCUCCACAAAAUGAAACAACUGGAGUUACAGCACUGAAAACUACAGUCCCUCCAGAAAACGAAACAGUUGCUUUUACAGGAUCAACAUCUAAUUCCAUUUUUACUACCACAUUUCCAUCACCACCUUGCAUGCCAGUGUCCAUCGAAAUUCAGAAUGUGACUGGAGAAGAAAUACAACUCAGCUGGACUGGUGGCAGCACAGGCAGCCUCUACAGCAUCUCCCUCAUGGAUGGAAAGCAGGAGAUAAAUAAAACUACCACAAAAGAGACAAAAGCUGUAUUUAAAUAUCUACUUCCUGCCCAUGCAUACACCAUAUAUGUGGGAGUGUCAUCCUGUGCUGAGAAUAACCGGACUUCAGUUACUGUCCAAACAGAUCCUGUUUCCUGCUUCAACCAAGCUGAGUUCUGUUUACCAGAAAAUACUGGCUGUUCUGACUUAAAAGACGUUGUAUGCUCUGGUAACCAAGCAUUUGCCUGCAGGGUUGUGUUAAAAAACCAGACAUUUAACAAUGCACUUUAUAACUCUGAUAGUGAAGAAUACAAAGCAAUGGCUCAGAGUAUCAAAACAGAUGUUGUUAGAGAAAUGCGCCUCGAACUGAAGGAUGAACGCUUCGACAUCGCUGUGCUUGGGUUCAGACCCGGCAGUGUGAUUGCUGAUUUUAUUUCUCUGCUGCCAAAAGAAGAGCCCGUAGAUGUGAAUCUUAUACAGACCCACCUAAGUCAAGUAUUAAAGCGCAAGUUUGGGAACGAAACUGAAGUAAAUGUACAAUCCCUGUCCAUUCAGUCACCAACUGACGACAGUUCUGGCUGGAGAGUAGCAGUGAUUGUCCUUGGAGUUUUACUUGGAGUUGCAUUAGUGCUGAUUCUUCUGGCAAUAGUAUUUUACAUCUAUAUGAGGAAAAGGUGGGGUAAAUACUUGGUUGAACCACAGGACUCAUGGGAACUUUUCUCUAAAAGCGCUUAUAAGAUGCACAAUGUUUCAUUUUUGGAAUAAGGCAGAAAACGAAUAUGUUUGUCUUAAAAUUCUAUGUCAAUUUUUUAUAUUAACUUAAUUUAAUUCUACUUGCUCCUUCCCAAUGUCCAUCACCAAAUUCCUGAUCUCCUAACAACCUCCAGUGAAUCAUCCUUUUAGCAGAUAUGGAGUGGGGAAUUUUCCCCAUAGUGGUAGAGUGAGGAGCAGAGAAACCUCUGUUCAACCUGUCCCCCAGAGGUAUCACAAUGACUCCCAACAUCGAUUUUCUAGAGAGAGAGGAUCCAAACUACACAAUACUUUCUUGUAUUGUGUAGUUUGGAUCUCAGAGUGACUAAGCUUGGUACCUGUGGCAGGUUACCUGAAUCCUCAGCUGAGCCCAGAGUUGGGCUUUAUGCACUUGGCCAAGGGCGAUUCACCUCCCCUGAGGUUUGUAUCACCAUAUGAAGAUGCCUCUUUCUCUCCAGUGGCUGCAGAACAAGCCACUGGAGUUUGUUAGGAGUUUGAAGAAAAAUGGGAUGCAUCUGGCUUAUAUGGACCUGCUGUAAAAGUCUCUGAUGGAGCAGCAGAUUGAUCUGCAGGCUUCUGAAUUCAAGGUUUCUUUAACUGUCGGGCUAUGAAGAAGCAGUUGCCUUUCUGUGACAAAUGUAAAUCAUGCUAAAUACAGGUGUGGUUUAACAGCAUAGCCAAAACAUGUUACUAGAUAGGUUAAUCUGAGCCAAAAGAUUGUAUUAAUCUAUUUUUGCCUGGCAAAUAUGGUUGGUUGGUCAAGGGUGUGUCAUGUAGUGCAAUUUUACCUCAGUCUUGAUAAUCCCAAGGUAGAGCCCAGUAGGAGCAACCUGAAGGCUCCUGUGACACUGGAGCAGACCUUGUGCUUUAGAGCAAUUAAAAGAAAUGGCCUUUACCUGUUUUCACCACUGUUAGCUGCAGUCUUGGUGAAGUCACAGUCUGUUUAUCCCGUGGUGUAGUUUUUCCUACUUGGAAUGUGCUGAACAAAUGACAAAGGGCAAUGUAUUGCUGUACAUAUUUUCAGUAGGGUUUAUGUGUUUCAUUUCAAGCCAGUUCUCCCUGUGUCUGUGUAUUUUGUCAAUAUGCCUGUGCUGGGCACUCCUGUUGAGGCACUGAAUGUCCUGUGAUGUCAAGGUCCUGGCUCACACCUCCUGAACAGUUCAGGGCCUUCGUUUUUGGGGAUUAUGCUCUGGUUAGCUGGCACAGGUUAGAGAAAGGAGGUGCCUACAAAUGUAGCACAUUUUGGGACCUCAGCAGGCAAAGGACCUCAGCAGACAAAGGUGGUGGUGCCUGAGCAGUUCUGCUCUCCUCUAGGCACAGCCAAUGUUCCUUUUUUUUUAUACCUCCUUUUUCUGGGCAACAGUUCAGCUCCUCAGAGAACCCUGAAGAGGACCCUGGUAAGCAGAUGGGUGAAGCCCUCUCAUGUGCUGCCUCACUGCAGAAAGGCUGAUUAGUUCAGGCUGUAUCAUGACCCUGCUGAGGGAAGUGCCCUCCAGCCUUGCUCCUCUGUCCUUGGCUUGGCAGCAGCGCUGCUGUGUGAGGCCAAUGGGCUGUGCUGGCAGAGAAGGCAAGAUUGUGUGAGCACUUUAAGGUGUCUUCACACACAAAGUUGUGCUGGUGGUUUAUGUUCCUGUCUGGAACGUUAUUUUUAUUUGCAGGGACCUGUGAAACAGGGUUUUGCAUGCUUUGCUCUCCUUUUGCUUCCGUGUAGUGCCAGCUUGGCUGUCCUUCUGAUCAGGUCUGGGAUAUGGGGCCACAGCCCACCUCACUGGUGGAAAGUCAGUGUGAUUAGCAUUUGUUAAAUUUAUUGUAUGUGGGUUCCAAAUAUAGCUAGCUCUGAGCAGUCACUCCACAAUGUAUAGUCUGUCAGUAAAUUCAAGGUCUCCAGUGAGCUGUGUUGAAAAUACAAAAGAGUGCUCUUGCUUAUGUAAAUACUGUUUCCUUUCUGU